UUGAGGUCCACGGCCAAGCAGGUCCUUGACUUCGCUAAACACGAGCUUCUCUUCAAGCUCUCCCCUCGUCACUGCUCGUUUUCCACUUUCAAUGAUAUCCAUCGUCGGUUUAAACAACCUAAGCUGCUCGAAUCCCGUCUCCAUUGCUUCUCUUAAAAUACGCCAACCGUAAACUAGCAAUCAAUAGCACCAAGUUGAAGCCAAAGCGCAAGCUCAGCUCCGGCCCAGUCAGCAAAUUGCCCGAGUAGGUGGCACACAUAUAUCCCAUCACGCACUAGACUACAGUAUCCCAGGGGCUUCCGACUCUUCAGUAGUGUACUUGUGCCAAGGACCACCCUACCCUCUGCAAACCUCAUUUGAUCAUCACCACUUUUUUCCUCUUUCUUUCUUUCUCUCCAUCUCUGCCUGGCUUCAAUGCUACAUUAGCCGGUUGUCUAUUGCCUUGCUCCCGCCUUUUCAAUCUACAUCUUACUUUUGUCCCGUAUACUCUUCCUCGACACUUCUCAAAUACCCCCGUCCGAACUUCUCAAGACAUUGAUCGCGCUUGAGCUUACAUACCCCACGACACCACCUCCAGGCCGUUGCCAAACUUGCGCCUAAAGGUCACCCGAACCACCUCUCUCUCCAACUACGAACCGUCCCCGAAACACCACACAGACACAUUCGCCAUGGCUGAUCUCGUGGGUCGCAAGAUCUUCAAGGUCUUCAAUCAGGACUUUAUUGUCGACGAGCGCUACACCGUCACCAAGGAGCUCGGUCAGGGAGCUUAUGGCAUUGUCUGCGCCGCCGUAAACACCCAGACGAACGAGGGAGUCGCCAUCAAAAAGGUCACCAAUGUCUUCAGCAAAAAGAUCCUAGCCAAGCGCGCCUUGCGCGAGAUCAAGCUCCUCCAACACUUCAGGGGCCACCGUAACAUUACCUGCCUCUACGAUAUGGACAUUCCCCGGCCAGAGAUGUUCAACGAGACCUAUCUCUACGAGGAGUUGAUGGAGUGCGAUCUUGCUGCUAUCAUUAGGUCCGGUCAGCCACUUACAGACGCCCACUUCCAGUCCUUCAUCUACCAGAUUCUUUGCGGUCUCAAGUACAUCCACUCGGCAAACGUUCUGCACCGUGAUCUCAAGCCCGGUAACCUGCUGGUUAAUGCCGACUGCGAGCUCAAGAUCUGCGACUUUGGUCUUGCGCGUGGUUUCUCCGUCGACCCCGAGGAGAACGCAGGUUACAUGACGGAGUACGUUGCCACGAGAUGGUAUCGUGCUCCUGAAAUCAUGUUGUCCUUCCAGAACUAUACCAAAGCCAUUGAUGUAUGGUCCGUUGGCUGUAUCCUUGCCGAGCUUCUCGGUGGCCGCCCAUUCUUCAAGGGCAGAGAUUACGUCGAUCAGCUGAACCAGAUCCUGCACAUCCUCGGCACACCGAAUGAGGAGACCCUCUCCCGUAUCGGCUCUCCUAGAGCUCAGGAAUACGUCCGCAACCUGCCUCCCAUGCCCAAGAAGUCCUUCCAGCAGCUCUUCCCCCAGGCCAACCCCGACGCCCUCGAUCUCCUCGACCGCAUGCUCGCCUUCGACCCUACCAGCCGUAUCAGCGUUGAGGAUGCUCUCAAGCACCCCUACCUUGCCAUCUGGCACGAUGCCAGCGACGAGCCCGACUGCCCUACCCCCUUCAACUUCGACUUUGAGGUUGUCGAUGAUGUCGGCGAGAUGCGCAAGAUGAUUCUCGAUGAAGUCUUCAGGUUCAGACAGCUUGUGCGCACCGUGCCCGGUGGUCAAGGACAGGGCGGUGCUCAACCCCAGGCUCCCGCUCAGGUGCCCAUGCCUACUGAUGUGCACAGCCAACAAUGGACUGCUGAAGAUCCUAGGCCACAUGAGUAUGGCGCGUACAACGGUGGCCUGGAGGCCGAGCUUGGUGGCAUGUAAGCAAUGACGGAAGGAUGAAACCUUUCUAUAUACGAUAAUGAGAACGAAACGCUGGUUCGGCAAGCAUCUGAUGCUCAAACACAUCUUGGGUUGAUGCCUUGGCUGCAAAAAACAGAAAAGACGACGACAUAGUAUUAUCGUGUUGGAAACCCCCCGAGAAGGGAACGGCUCGCCAUUGAGGCGGUCUUCAAUGACAGAGUGGGACAGCAGUUCUGGUCGGGCUGUCAACAGUCAGCCCUAGGAAGGCACUUGGAAAAGCAGGCGUCAGAGGCAGACCGGGAGUUCUUUUCGAUGUCUGGCCAGAUACCAGAGGGUGGUGAGUGGCUCACCGGAGAGACUCUUUCUGUAUCUCAUUCUAUUCUCCUAGUCAGGAGGGAGGACUAUGACUAAGUGGAAAGUUGAAGCGAUCUUCAGCGAGGACUUUGGAGCGAGAUGUUUACGUUGUCAUUUAUAGUCAUAAUUCUAUUGGAUACGCUGAAUGUUGACACUGCAAUAAAGCUCUUGAUCGUGGUGGCGUCGUCCAGAAGAGUCCAUGGUCACGCAAUAAGCCUGGCAUUUGGAAUGGCUUUUACUGAUUCUCCUAAGGUAUCUAUCUCGAGGUAUCUAGUCCCAACCCCUUAUUUUAUGUGACCGUAUGUAUACUUUUGUGAGCCCAGAUUAGUACAAAAAGCCAAAAAAGAAUGUUUGAACGCCGACGCCAUGCAGGGCUUGAUAUCAAGAAAAAACCAUGAUACCUAACCGAACCAAACCGAACCAACACAUCCGGGAUCCUUUACCCUCUCCAUUUUUUUCCCCCUUCCCCGUCCUUCCUGCUUUGUGGUAUAACAACACAUCCCAUCCGUUCUUUACAUCUUUCUUAUGCUCCAUCCAUCCACACAGCUCAUCCGUAUCUUUCCAUUCCCUUUCCCUUCCAACCAUCAUGACCUUCUUCUGGUCAAACUGCAGCCUCAAGGGCCUUGUCCGAAGCUCGCUCAGCUUCCUAAGCCUCAGCACCACCAAUCAUCAAACUCUCCACCAUACCAUUCGUGAUAAUCGCCAUCUGCGCCUUCUCCACCUCCCUGCUCACCUUACCCGUCAUCACAGCAAACUGAUCCGCCAACUCGGAGCUGCCGCCCACGUACUCGCUGUAGAUAUCAAACAGCUGGAACGCCACGUCCACGCACACGGUCGCGUACCGCGGAUCCGAGAUGUACUUGAUGACCCACUUCAACAAAGGCAGGACAGUAACUUCGUCGCGGCCUUCCAGGGCUUCGCGGAGGGCAGACCGGUGGCGCAGCGCCACCAACACGGACAGGGCCGUCACGGGCUGGUAUUCCGGAGAGGACAGGUCGAGCACGGCAUCCAGACAGGCGGCGUACCGGCCCUCGCGAAAGUCGCGCUGCCACGGCUUGAGCUUGACGCGGCGCUUGCGGCCUCCGGCGGAGUUGGGCGCGUCGGUGGGGAUGAUCACGUCGACGUUUUCGCCGAGCAAGGCCAUGGAUUUGUUGGAGGCGGCGUUGCGCUUGCGCUUGGCUUUGGCGGAGUCGAUCUUGGCGAGCUUGGAAGAGGCACCUGAAACCAUGAGCGCGUCUUCGGCGGCGCGGGCGCGGGCUUUCUCCGCCGUGGCGCCUGACAAACGGGUGCGCAAGGACAAAACGCCGGAUUGCAUGCCGACUGCUAGGUGGCGGUCUUCGUGGCCUGAGCCAGCGGCGACGACGGAGAGAGAGAGGA
Neurospora crassa OR74A is the source of this 3620-nucleotide messenger RNA. RefSeq names its product mitogen-activated protein kinase MKC1 (gene mak-1). Gene Ontology annotation, cellular component: nucleus; cytoplasm. Gene Ontology annotation, molecular function: MAP kinase activity; ATP binding. Gene Ontology annotation, biological process: protein phosphorylation; intracellular signal transduction. Bases 669 to 1910 code for a protein of 413 amino acids. The record is from RefSeq and is a predicted model, not a curated record. The transcript has 5 exons. NCBI's taxonomy places the organism in Eukaryota, Fungi, Ascomycota, Sordariomycetes, Sordariales, Sordariaceae.